This is a messenger RNA of Caenorhabditis briggsae, 591 nucleotides long. Lineage: Eukaryota; Metazoa; Nematoda; Chromadorea; Rhabditida; Rhabditidae. The record is from RefSeq and is a predicted model, not a curated record. The coding region runs from base 1 to 591 and encodes 196 amino acids. The transcript has 5 exons.
AUGAAUUUCAAGAUAAGAUUCCUCAUGAUGCUGUCCUUGUUAACAGCCCAGUGCACUCCAAUAAAGGUGGACGUUAAACCCAAGCGCAUCAUUGGUCCACUUCCAGAAGAACACUACGGAGGAAGAUGGGACAAUUUUCUCAUUUUUGCUAUUAUUUUCCUAGUCUUGUUCGUUAUCACCCUCGCAUGUUACGUGAUCAGCAAGACAUGGUCCGGAUUCCUCGAACCCGAUCAGGAAGCGUCCCCUGAAGAGAUUCGCCGCUUUCAACAACAGGAACAAGAAGCAAAUCGGGAAUUCUAUCAAACAUUUCCAAUGAUCACCAUAAUCAUUCUGACAAGCAUUUUGUUCCGCGAGACUCUGUCUCUGUACAUCUUUGAUUUGUCUGACCCCACCAAAAAUCCAUUCCGUACAACCAGAAUUUACUCGAUCUCGGUUUUGAUGAAUUGCAUCCCGGUAACCGUUUUCCUGAUCUACAAGCUACGAUCGAAAAUUGCCGAAUUCGUUCAAACUGAUAUGUUCCGCACUUUCAAGAAUGUUCUUAUCGGAUUUGCAGUGACAAGUGUAUUCUUCGCUACCUAUGCCGUUGGGUAA